CUUUAAUUUCCUAAUUGAGUUUUUCCUAUGGAGUGAUGGACAAAGAAGAUGCUGGCUUGAUUAUUUAAUCAAUAGACGUCCAUCUCUGAUAACUUAAUGCACAAACUCCAGAGAUGGGGGACCAAGAGAUCUUCACGGAGAGCCACGCCAAGUCCAUCCUCUCCACGAUGAACACCCUCAGGAAGGACGGGACGCUAUGUGACGUGACCUUGAAGGUUCAAGGUCAAAGUUUCAAGGCCCACAGGAUUGUCUUGGCAGCCUGCAGUGAUUACUUCUGUGCGAUGUUUACGAACGAGAUGAGUGAGAAAUGUCAGUCUGUAAUUGAGCUUCACGAGGUUCCCGCCGGCAUAAUGGACGUCCUGCUGGACUUUGUUUACACAGAGACAGUCAACGUUAGUGUGGAGAAUGUACAAGAGCUCCUCCCCGCGGCCUGUCUGCUGCAGCUCACUGGUGUGAAGAAUGCUUGCUGUGCUUUUCUGGAGAAACAGCUGGACAGCAGUAACUGUCUUGGAAUUAAGAUUUUCGCUGAGCAGCAUUCUUGUCAGGAACUAUUUGAUGCGGCGAAUAUAUUUGGGUUGAAGCACUUCGAGGAAGUAGUGAUACAGGAAGAGUUCAUGAGCCUCACUCUCCAACAGGUGGAGUCGCUGUUUACCUGCAAUGAAAUCCAGGUGAACUCUGAGGAGCCGGUCUAUGAAGCAGUGGUGGACUGGGUCAAGUAUGACCCGGAGGAGAGGAAGUCCCAGUUACCACGGUUACUACAACAUGUCCGCCUACCUCUACUGUCCGCUAAAUACAUCACUGAUGUUUUAGAUAAGGAGCCCCUCAUUAGACAAUGCCACGCCUGCCGAGAUCUCGUGGAUGAAGCCAAGAGGUUUCACCUUCGUCCAGACCUCCGCACAGAAAUGCACGGACCACGAAUGGCACCUAGGGUCGGUACUGACGAUCUGCUAGUCGUGUUGGGAGGAUUUGGAUCACACCAGAACAUGGUGGAUACGGUGGAGAAGUUUGACCCCAAACACCAAACCUGGAGCAGGCUGCCGAACCUGUCAAAGCGUCGGAGGUAUGUGGCUGCAGCUUCAGUCGAUGGUAGGGUGUAUGUGAUUGGUGGAUACGACGGCCAAUCACGGCUCUGUACAGUGGAGUGUCUAGAUUUAUCUGAGGAGGAGCCAGCGUGGCAACUUGUGGCUCCCAUGUCACAGAGGAGGGGGCUGGCUGGAGUAUGUGUAUAUAAAGGUGAGAUUUUUGUGUGUGGGGGUUUUGAUGGAUACAGCCGUCACACCAGCAUGGAGCGUUACACCCCCAAAGACGAUCACUGGACCACCCUCAGUGGAAUGGCAGUGGGUAGGGAGGGAGCAGGGCUGGUAGUGGCGGGGGAGAAGAUAUACUGUAUUGGAGGGUACGAUGGAAUCAAUCUUCUGGACUCGGCCGAGAGAUACUGUCCUCUAACAGAGCAGUGGGAGACCAUCACACCAAUGACCACUCGAAGAUCAGGAGCUGGUGUUGCGGUGACCAAUGACCUAAUUUAUGUGUGCGGGGGAUAUGACGGAACAGACCACCUAGCCAGUGUGGAGUGUUUCAAUAUUCACACACAACACUGGACACAGUUACAGAAUAUGGUGGUGCCACGGUGCUAUGUGGGGGCUUGUGUACUGAGGGGUUACCUGUAUGUGGUGGCAGGAUACGAUGGGAACACACUUCUAAACACCAUUGAAAAAUUUGACCCCACCACUGGGAACUGGGAAAUUCUGGAUAUUGCCAUGACGACCCACCGAUGUGAUGCGGGUGUGACAGUUGUCAGGAAAUGACAACCACAGGAAACAACUGGAAUGUUGUCAAUGAGAGAGUGAUAACCAGUGAUGUCUGCUUCAGAAAAUCUCUUCUGUGUUGUCUGUGACUGUCCUUGCUCUGGGCGGCAUAUCCUAGGACUGAAGGAUUCGACAACAGUCUAUGCAUUUAGUGACUAACAGACAUUGACCUUUUUUUUGGUCCAAAGUGAGGCUCUGACAAUUGCGGCCAAUGUGAUAUACAAGAAUGGUAUGCUAGAAGACUUCUUGAAGGCUGAUUGGAGGAAUUCUGGGAGCAUUUGAGAGACAAAUUGUGCAAUAUACUUUUGAAUAUUCUGUGUGAAUCUAUAUCUACGUUAUCAACUGAAUUGUACAUGUUUUCUGUUUCUUCCACAGCUGUACAUGUAUGUGCAUGUUGUUGCUUACUUCCACUGUGUCCAAUUUAAAUCCAGCCAUUUGCUUGAUGGUUUAUUCAGCUAUUUACAGGGUAGUGUUAUGAUGACAGAUUAUUUAUAUAAAAAUGUUGUAACUUUA
Molecule: messenger RNA, 2318 nt
Organism: Magallana angulata
Lineage: Eukaryota; Metazoa; Mollusca; Bivalvia; Ostreida; Ostreidae
Product: kelch-like protein 12
Exons: 11
Coding region: 114-1805 (563 amino acids)
Molecular function (GO): protein binding
Source: RefSeq, a predicted model, not a curated record